Messenger RNA from Rotaria sordida, 234 nucleotides. The record is from the annotation of a GenBank genome assembly. NCBI's taxonomy places the organism in Eukaryota, Metazoa, Rotifera, Eurotatoria, Philodinida, Philodinidae.
AUGGUGUUAUGUUCUGAUGAUGAUCAUCAAUUACAACCACUUUUUCAACAUAUGAAGAAUGAAUCAGGUAAUGACGAAACAGAUUUGUAUACAUUUGGACAUGUACUUUGCGAAAUGGGUAAAUUAGAUGAUGCUGAAAAAUAUUUUCGUCGUUAUUUGCAAGAACAAUCGAAUUAUAAUCAAAAUCUUUCUAUUUGCUAUUUUGCACUCGGAAGAGUGACCUAUUCGAAAUGA